Halichondria panicea is the source of this 1876-nucleotide messenger RNA. RefSeq names its product ubiquitin carboxyl-terminal hydrolase 14-like. The record is from RefSeq and is a predicted model, not a curated record. The transcript is spliced from 16 exons. Gene Ontology annotation, biological process: proteasome-mediated ubiquitin-dependent protein catabolic process; protein deubiquitination; regulation of proteasomal protein catabolic process. Gene Ontology annotation, molecular function: proteasome binding; protein binding; cysteine-type deubiquitinase activity. Bases 127 to 1683 code for a protein of 518 amino acids. Lineage: Eukaryota; Metazoa; Porifera; Demospongiae; Suberitida; Halichondriidae.
UAUGCCUUUGCUCUUUAAUUAGAAGUACUGCUGACAAGGCAAAACUACAUAUGACCUUUGCCCUUUAACCACAUGCCCAUUUCUACUCACUACUUUACCUAAGUACCUACUGCUCAAGCACACAAGAUGCCUCAGUUUAAAGUUCGGGUGAAAUGGGGUAAGCAAAAGUUCAAUGAUGUUGACCUGAGCACGGCUGAGGCCCCAGAAGUUUUCAAAAUGCAGCUCUUUUCAUUGACUGGAGUGGCUCCUGAUCGUCAAAAAGUUAUGAUUGGAGGUGUUGUCGUACAAAACGAUACCUGGGGCAAAGCAGAACCGAAAGUCAAGCAAAAUGCCACGUUUCUUAUGAUGGGCUCAGCAGAUGAGCUUCCCUCAGCUCCAGUGGAGAAGACAAAGUUCAUUGAGGACAUGACGGAUGAAGACGCAGCUGCUGCCAUGUUUGUGCCGUGUGGUCUGGAGAACUUUGGCAACACUUGUUACAUGAACGCUACUCUCCAGUGUCUUAAAGUUAUCCCGGAACUUAAGGACGCGCUAACAAGGUUCUCCUCCUCUGAUCCCAGUGUAGUCUCUGGUAUUCCAGCCUCCAUCACUGGUGCACUGAAGCUAUUGUAUAGAAUGAUGGGCAAGAACCAGCCUGAUAUGCCUCUACUGCUGUUUAUGAAGUCUCUUCACGAAGCUAUGCCUCACUUCGCUGAGCGAGACGAAAAAUCUGGUGCCUUCAAACAGCAGGAUGCUCAUGAGUGCUGGUCUACAGUCUUGUCCAAUCUGGGGGCAGUGCUCAAGUUUAGCAAACCACAGGAAGAUGAGGCAACUGCCCAACUCAAGUUCAUUGACCAAUAUUUUGGUGUUGAGCAGCAGUCAGUGUACCAAUGCAUCGAGAGCCCCGAUGAGCCAGAAACAACCGAGACUGAGAAGAACCUCCAGGUCUCCUGCUUCAUAGCACAAGAUGUUAGGUACAUACAUACUGCCCUAAAGAAAGGUCUUGAAGGUGAGAUAGAAAAGAGUUCUCCAGGUUUGGGUCGCAAUGCUCUCUACAAGAAGACGACUCGGUUCUCACGACUUCCAGCGUACCUGACUGUCCAGUUUGUCCGGUUCUUUGUCGGCAAAGCACCAAACUCAGAGGAUAUUGUGUCAAAGAAGAUAUUGAAGGAUGUCAAGUUCCAGAUGAAGCUGGACAUGUAUGACUUCUGCACUCCUGGACUGCAAGAUAAAAUGUUACCCAUCAGGAGAAAAUAUAAAGAAGUAGAAGACAAGAAAAUUGCACUGAAAGCGAAAGCAAUAUCGGAGUUCAAAGCUGGUGAAUUGAAAGCAAUAGACACCAGCAAAGCAGUAGCGUAUCAACCGUACGACUUUCCUGAGGAUCCUGGCUGCAGCAACAGUGGUAUGUAUGAGCUGCAGGCAGUGCUGACUCAUCAAGGCCGCUCCUCCUCCUCUGGGCACUACCUGGCCUGGGUGAAGCACUCAGGUAAUGUCUGGCUCAAACUAGAUGAUGACAAGGUCUACAUGGUGCUAGAGGAAGACAUACUCAAGCUCUCUGGUGGAGGUGACUGGCAUGUGGCCUAUAUUCUGCUGUACGGCCCUCAGCGACUCGAGAAACUAGCCGAGGAUGUCCCCACUGCCGAGGAUAUGGUCACUGACCCUCCAACUGCUGACUCUAGUAGUACAAAUGAUGCUGCCGCACCCUAGCUAGUGGUGUCAGCAGUGUAUAAGUUAUUCAUUAUUAUGAGAAAAUAAUCAUCUAUUGUGUAUACUGAUAUUCAUGUACUGUAAUAAUUAUAUGGAUGUUAUCAUGCACUUCAUGUACCUGUGUUGUUGACAACAUGUUCCAUCUAUGGUAUAAUUAUGAUAUAUAUAGUUCUGAUUUCAAUUGAAACUAAAA